AGCGCAUUUAAGCUUUCGACCGCAGGCAGGGCAAGGGCACAUUCUUACGGCGAUGGGAAGAACCUCUCUCCUCCGGCCUUCUCGCCUCCUACCUCUCCUCCGUCACAACAACCCACUCCAAACAUCUUCCCGAAAUGCCCCUCCUCUUUCCUCCCUUAUUAAAACCCCAAUUUCCCAAACUACCCCUUCAUUUCUUUCUCCCCUCUCUGCUUCCAUCUUUCUUCUAUUUUCCGAAGCCUCCACUCUCCGUACCUUCUCCUCAUCUGCAGUUGCAGGUCCCUCAAAUAUUGUUCUUAUUGAGUCUGAAGAAGAACUGAACAGCUCACUGAAUAAGGUUCAAGGUAACAGCUUGCCUGCAGUUUUCUACUUCACAGCAGUAUGGUGUGGACCUUGCAGGUUCAUAUAUCCUUUCAUCGAGGAAUUGAGCAAGAAAUACCCUCAUGUCACCACGUAUAAGAUUGAUAUUGAUAAGGAGGGUCUUGGAAGCUCGCUAAGCAACUUACAAAUCUUUUCUGUGCCAACAUUCCACUUCUUCCAAAAUGGGGAAAAGGCUGCUGAAAUAGUCGGUGCUGAUGCUACGCAGCUGAAGAACACCAUGGAAAAGCUUUACAAGUAAAUCAGUUUGUGGGUCACCAAGUUUUGAAAUUAUUCAUGGUGAGUAAUGAAUUCGGUCAGAUGUGCACAUGCAUGUGUUCCGAUAGGUUUGUGCUAGCCUGCAAAUUAUGUUCUACUGAGCACAUGUAAGAGUGCAUGAUUUGUGGGACAAGUAUGACAGUGGAUAACAGAAUUAUGUAGGUCCAAGAUAGAUGUAUACAGUUUUUUUUUUUUCCCGUGUUGGCAGAUUAAAUGGACACAUGUUUCUAACGAAGAAUCUCCUCUAAAAAAGAAGCGCAUUUUUCAUUGCAC
This is a messenger RNA of Magnolia sinica, 906 nucleotides long. RefSeq names its product thioredoxin O2, mitochondrial. Lineage: Eukaryota; Viridiplantae; Streptophyta; Magnoliopsida; Magnoliales; Magnoliaceae. Bases 53 to 616 code for a protein of 187 amino acids. The record is from RefSeq and is a predicted model, not a curated record. The transcript has 6 exons.